Salmo salar (Atlantic salmon) is the source of this 1046-nucleotide messenger RNA. It is a transcript of the gene lhfpl5a, whose product is annotated as LHFPL tetraspan subfamily member 5a. Gene Ontology annotation, biological process: sensory perception of sound; detection of mechanical stimulus involved in sensory perception. Gene Ontology annotation, cellular component: plasma membrane. NCBI's taxonomy places the organism in Eukaryota, Metazoa, Chordata, Actinopteri, Salmoniformes, Salmonidae. The record is from RefSeq and is a predicted model, not a curated record.
AUGGUUUUGAAUUUCCGAGCAGCAGUGUUCAUCCGGACAGACGAGGCAGAGUGGAUACAUACCUCUAUAACUACGGACGUCUAAGUGAGCGAGUGUAGAAAGAAGGAACUAAACAUUUUUUUUUCCUUUUUUCCCCUCUCUUGACUUGGAAACCAUCAAAAAAGUAAUCAUCUAGAAAUAGUUUCUCCAACCGUCGCCAUGCUCCCCGCGCAGGAAGCAGCUAAGAUCUACCACACCAACUACGUGCGUAACGCGCGCGCCGUGGGUGUCCUGUGGACCAUCUUUACCAUCUGCUUCGCCAUCUUGGUGAUGGUGGUGUUCAUACAGCCCUACUGGAUCGGUGACAGCGUCAACACCCCGCAGGCGGGCUACUUUGGCCUGUUCCACUACUGUAUCGGGAACGCGCUCACCGGCGAACUCAUCUGCAAAGGGAGCGCACUGGACUUCGGCUCCAUCCCGUCCGGGGCCUUCAAGACAGCCAUGUUCUUCGUUGGUAUCUCCAUGCUGCUGGUGGUGGGCAGCAUUGUUUGCUUCAGCCUCUUCUUCUUCUGUAAUGCCGGCAGCGUCUACAAGAUAUGCGCAUGGAUGCAGCUGGCCUCCUCCACUUGCAUGGUGAUAGGCUGUAUGAUCUACCCUGACGGCUGGGACAGUGAGGAGGUGAAGAGGAUGUGUGGACAGAGAACAGAUAAGUACACCCUGGGUAACUGCACGGUGCGCUGGGCCUACAUCCUGGCUAUCAUCAGCAUCAUGGACUCCCUCAUCCUCUCCUUCCUAGCCUUCUCCCUGGGAAACAGACAGGACCAACUACUGCCUGACAACUUUCAGGUGGACGGGAAAGAAAAAGACAAAGAGGAAGCCUGAGCUCAUUAUCAACCACAGAAGACAGACGUACUUCAUACAACACGACAGAAGGACCUGUGAGGUGGUGGUGUUGUGGAAAUAAAGCCCAGCUAGUUAAAAGGCAAUAUCAACUCCACUUUAGUGCAUCACUUUACAAUAAUACAUGAACGCUGAUAAUAAGUGAUAAUAAAUGUUCCAUAUGAAUA